This is a messenger RNA of Solanum tuberosum (potato), 617 nucleotides long. Its product is annotated as crocetin glucosyltransferase, chloroplastic-like. Lineage: Eukaryota; Viridiplantae; Streptophyta; Magnoliopsida; Solanales; Solanaceae. Gene Ontology annotation, molecular function: quercetin 7-O-glucosyltransferase activity; quercetin 3-O-glucosyltransferase activity. The coding region runs from base 105 to 617 and encodes 170 amino acids. The transcript has a single exon. The record is from RefSeq and is a predicted model, not a curated record.
UUGAGAUUAGUUAGAAAAAUUAUAUAGAUUGGUUGAACUUAAAGGAUAAAGGAUAAGUUAUUUACAUAGCUUUUGGUAGUUACUCCAAAAUAUCAAGUCAAUUGAUGGAGGAGAUUGGUCAAGGAUUGCUAAAAUGUGGAAGACCAUUUUUGUGGGUGAAUAGAGAAAGGAAAGAUGGAGAUAAGAUGGAGGACAAAUUGAGUUGCAAAGACGAACUUGAAAUGCAGGGGAAGAUAGUAAGCUGGUGCUCACAAGUGGAAGUUCUAAAACACCCUUCUCACUAUGGAUGGAAUUCGACAUUGGAGAGUAUAGCAUCUGGGGUACCUAUCGUGGUAUGUCCGCUCUGGAAUGAUCAAGUUUGUAAUGCAAAAUUCAUUCAAGAUAUUUGGAAGAAUGGUGUUAGACUUAAUGUUAGUGAAGGUGGUGUUGUGGAAAGAUAUGAGUUCAGUAGAUGUAUCGAGAUCGCGAUGGGAGGCAACAAAGAAGGGAAAGAAUUGAGAAGAAAUGCCAAGAAAUGGAGUGAUUUAGCUAAGGAAGCUAUGAAGGAAAAUGGUACAUCAAGUGUGAAUCUCCAGGCUUUUGCUAAUGAGAUUUUACUUGGUCAUAAUGAGUACUAA